UUAUGGUUGAAUCUAUGGUCCGGCUCCCAAAAUCACCGAAACUCGCAAGCCGAUCCACCCGUUCUAGUUUGUACAAGAACUUCGCCAAGGUUCAAGAUCCACGUUAAGGAAAUAAAAAAAUUGUCAAGUUAGAAACGAGAAACAGAUAAUAAUUAGAAUGUAAAAAAAUAUAGGUUACUGAAGAAAAGUCGUAGAAAGUGAUAUUUCAGUUAACAUAGAAGCGAAUUCAAAAUUAUAUAAUUAGUUAAUGAUAACGCAAAAGUUAUGCUUAUGGUAUAUUUUAUUAAUUUAUUGUCGUUGUAUAAUACCACACAGAUAUAAUAAAUGUUUAGUGUAUAUAUUUAUACUAAAACUUUUUAUUUUAUACCUUUUAGUUGUAUACACUUGUAUGCUUAUGGUUGUGUUGAAUUUAGAUGAGAAAAUGGAUUAUUACAACAUUCCCACAAUGAGCAGAGCCGGUUGGUGCUUCCCCACCCCGUGAUUUAUAUAUAUGUAGUUAUGAUCUUUUACGCGGGCUACUUAUGUCAGUUCAAAAUUCAAAUGGCAAAACAGAACAGUACAUAAAAAGUUUGCUUCUUAAUAAAAUACUAAGAAUAUAAUUAUUGAUUUGAUUAAGUUGAAUAUGUUUUUAUAAGUUAAGUGUUUAAUUUGUGCUCGAAAAUGAAAAUUAGAAGAGUUUCUCAAAUAAUAACUGUUAUUACGAGGAGAUGCAGUACUCAGAAAUCUUACUCUACCGCAGCCCUACCGUUAACUACUGAAAAUUUUGAAGACGUCGUUGCCGAAUGUUAUCCAAGACCCUACAGUGAAAUUCCAGGCCCUAAACAAUUGCCAAUCAUAGGGAAUUCCUGGAGGUUUGCGCCUGUCAUUGGUCAUUACAAAAUUCAAGAUUUGGAUAAAGUUAUGUGGUCACUGUACGAAGAAUAUGGCAAAAUAGUAAAAGUGGGGGGACUUAUUGGACACCCUGAUUUAUUAUUUGUUUUCGAUGGGGACAAUAUACAAAAAAUUUUUAGACAAGAAGAGCAUAUGCCCCACAGGCCUUCGAUGCCGUCACUUCACUACUACAAGGAACGUUUGCAAAAGGACUUUUUUGAAGGACAUGAAGGAGUUAUUGGCAUACAUGGUCCAAAAUGGGAUCGUUUCCGAAAACAAGUACAACAAAUUAUGUUAACACCAUCAACUGCCAAAAGUUACGUACAACCAUUAGAUGAAAUUGCUUCUGAUUUCCUGAACAGAAUGAAGGAGUCUCUUGAUGAAAACGCGGAAUUACCAGAAAAUUUUCUGUUUGAAAUCUAUAAAUGGGCACUAGAGUCUGUUGCCCGAGUAUCCUUGGAUACAAGAUUGGGAUGUUUGGAGCCUAAUCUUCCAAAGGAUUCCGAGUCCCAGAAGAUUAUAGAUUCUAUAAACACUUUUUUUUGGAAUGUAGCAGAAGUAGAAUUAAAAAUGCCCAUUUGGAGAAUAUAUAAAAAUAAACCUUUCAGAAAAUAUAUCGGAGCAUUAGAAGACUUCAGAACUCUUUGUAUGAGAAAUAUUAGCAGAGCAAUGAUUACAAAGGCCAAUUCGAAUAUAGUUAGUAAGAAAGAUGGAAAUGCUUCAAUUUUGGAGAGGAUAUUAAAAAAGACUGGAAGCAGCAAAACUGCUGCAGUUUUAGCAUUAGAUCUACUUCUCGUUGGAGUGGACACAACGUCGAUAGCAGUAGCUUCAACCCUGUAUCAGCUAGCAAUCAACCCUGAAAAACAAGAAAAACUAUUUAAAGAGCUUAAUGAAGCACUCCCUGAUUCGGACACUGCAAUUAACGAAGCAGCUUUGGAAAAGUUUCAUUAUUUAAAGGCAUGCAUUAAGGAAACAUUAAGAAUGUACCCUGUAAUAAUUGGAAAUGGACGAAGUUUAACUUCUGAUACAAUUAUAGAAGGAUAUAUGGUACCAAAAGGGACGCAUGUUAUAUUUCCGCAUUUGGUUGUAAGCAAUAUCACAAAAUAUUUCAAAAAUCCUAACGAAUUUUUACCUGGCCGGUGGUUAAAAUUGAAAGACAGUGAUGGGGGGUGCAAGCAUGCUCACAAAAUCCACCCUUUCGUUUCAUUGCCUUUUGGAUAUGGUAGAAGGUCCUGUCUCGGAAGGCGUUUCGCGGAAAUUGAACUUCAAAUACUUCUUGCAAAGAUAUUUCGUAAAUACAAAGUGGAAUACCACCAUGAGCCUUUUACUUACAAAAUUACUCCUACGUAUGUGCCUGAACAACCCCUUAAAUUUCGCCUAAUACAAAGAAAUAAAUAACAGAAGAAUUAAGUGAUUACAUACAUGUAUUUUAAUAAUCAUAUUAUGCACCUAACUAUGUUUUUUUAUCUGUUAAUUCUGUUUUAAUAUUCUGUUUAACCAAAAAAUAAUAAAUAAUAUAGAUGUAGAUUUAAUUUUUUGUUUAGACUUUUCA
Molecule: messenger RNA, 2422 nt
Organism: Agrilus planipennis (emerald ash borer)
Lineage: Eukaryota; Metazoa; Arthropoda; Insecta; Coleoptera; Buprestidae
Gene: Cyp49a1
Product: probable cytochrome P450 49a1
Exons: 10
Coding region: 661-2268 (535 amino acids)
Molecular function (GO): monooxygenase activity; iron ion binding; heme binding
Source: RefSeq, a predicted model, not a curated record